Molecule: messenger RNA, 1734 nt
Organism: Talaromyces proteolyticus
Lineage: Eukaryota; Fungi; Ascomycota; Eurotiomycetes; Eurotiales; Trichocomaceae
Product: FAD dependent oxidoreductase-domain-containing protein
Exons: 1
Coding region: 1-1734 (577 amino acids)
Source: RefSeq, a predicted model, not a curated record
AUGAAUGGGUUUACAGGAGAAAAUCGGUUAUAUGACCUUAUCAUCCUCGGUGCGACGCCAGGGGGCAUAAGCGCUGCUAUCUCGGCCGCCAGAUUGGGAAAGAAUUCUUUGAUACUGGAACGCACCCGAUUUAUAGGUGGUUUGCCUGCCAAUGGCUUAGGCGCCACUGAUAUAGCUACUCGUGGAGCGACUGGGGGCAUUUUUUUCGAAUUCAUCCAGCGCAUUAAGCAGAAAUAUGUUGACAGAUUCGGCUCCGAGUCCAAAGAAGUUGAAGACUGUAGUGAUGGGUAUCGAUUUGAGCCCAGUGUCGCCGAAGUGGUCUUCACUGAAAUGCUGGAAGGUUACAAAACCAAAGUCGAUGUCUUGAAGGAGCGUCAAUUUGAUUUCCAACCGUGGGAUUUGAGGAUGGCGAAAGAUGGAACAAAGAUACAAGCCAUCCAUGUGACUAAUCUGAAGUCUGGUGUCCGCGAGACUUAUCGUGCAUUGUUUUUCGUGGAUGCUACGUAUGAAGGUGACCUCAUUGCAGCUGCCGGUGUUCCUUGCUAUAUUGGCCGUGAAAGUCGAAGUGAAUACGGCGAGCUCGGCGCUGGAAAGGUCUACAAGCUUUGGCGUGGCCCCGAGUGUGUUGGAACUGAUUACACCGGGGACAACGCAGUACAAGCUUAUAACUAUCGACUCUGUCUCACCGACAACCCUUACAAUCGAGUCAGCAUCCAAAAGCCAGCCCACUACAACCGAGAUGAAUACGUCUCUCUUAUCCAAGACGUUAAAACCGGUGCACAUACCAGUAUGGACAGCCUUGAAAUUUCGCAAAAGCAACUAGAAGAAAACGCCAGAAGAGCAGAAAAGAAUCUGCCUCCGGAACCUGAUUACAUUCCAGGAAUUCAACGUCUGUCGAGUAUUUGUAAAUUACCACUCGACAAGUGGGAUGGAAAUAAUAUGCAUUUUGCAUUUAUCUCGACGGACUUGCCAGAGGAGAACUGGCCAUACCCGACAGCGAGCUGGGAAUGGCGCGAUAAGUUUGCUAUCCGGUUACGUGAGUACACCGAGGGGCUUUUCUACUUUGCUCAGAACGAUCCGGAACUUCCUCUUUAUUUCAGAGAGAAAUGCAAGGAGUGGGGUUGGGCAAAGGAUGAAUAUGUCGAGAAUGGUCACUUUCCGAGGCAGAUUUACGUCAGAGAAGGGAGAAGAAUGAAAGGAAAGUACCUUUUUACAGCACACGAUUCUUUACCAACAACAUACAAUGGCCGUCCUCCUGUUCACUACGAUAGUAUAACGGCGAGUCAUUAUCAGUUGGAUUCACAUGCAGUACGCAAACGAGAAGCCGGUAGGGUUCAUUUGGAUGGGUUUCUGGGAUAUCCUUGUGCUCCAUACACAGUGCCAUAUCGGGUAAUGAUACCAGAUUCACCGGUUGGAAAUCUCAUCGCACCUGUUCCUGUGUCUGCAACACAUAUUGGAUUUUCGACAUUGAGGAUGGAGCCGUGUUGGAUGGCGCUGGGACAGGCUGCGGGCAUUGCGGCGUCGCUGUGUAUUGAUGAAAAGAUAGUUGCGGGGGAUGUGUCUAUCGGACAAUUACAAGAUGCACUACUAAAUGAGGGAGCCAUAUUGGUUUAUCAGGCAGGAUUAUUAGAGAGUUGGAAAGAGGGGAAUCGACAGGAGUUUGCCCAGACACAGAAAAAGGAAUUGCAGAUGAAUGGGAUCAAUGUGAGAGCUUUUGGGUAUAGACAGAAGUAG